Messenger RNA from Rhododendron vialii, 1766 nucleotides. Its product is annotated as IAA-amino acid hydrolase ILR1-like 6. The transcript has 5 exons. The record is from RefSeq and is a predicted model, not a curated record. NCBI's taxonomy places the organism in Eukaryota, Viridiplantae, Streptophyta, Magnoliopsida, Ericales, Ericaceae. Bases 66 to 1475 code for a protein of 469 amino acids. Gene Ontology annotation, biological process: jasmonic acid metabolic process; auxin metabolic process. Gene Ontology annotation, molecular function: IAA-Ala conjugate hydrolase activity. Gene Ontology annotation, cellular component: endoplasmic reticulum.
CUUCUCCCUCGUCUCUCUCCUCAUUCUCGCUCUGCCUCUCUCUCUCUCUCUCUCUCUCUCUAAAAAUGACUCCAUACAAUCCACUCCUCUUAUCUUUAAUCGCAAUCACUACAAUCAUUCUGACCAAAGCUUCUUCUGACCACUACUUGUCCUACUUGGAACCGAGCUGUGCUGCUACCGCCAUAACCAACCCCAACAACCAAACCGCUCCGCGGCGGCUACCGGCGGCGCUACAACCGCCGCCGCAGGUAUCAGACUGUGCCGUUCGGAGCGAGGCAUGCUCGGCGGAGGUCCUGAGGUUCGCGAGGCGGCCGGAGAAUCUCCGGUGGCUGGAGGGAAUCCGGAGGAGAGUCCACGAGAAUCCGGAGCUCGCUUUCGAGGAGUUCGAGACGAGUCGGCUCGUCCGCGGCGAACUGGACGAAAUGGAAGUUAAUUACCGGUUCCCGCUGGCCAAGACUGGAAUCCGGGCCGAUAUCGGCACCGGAGGCCCGCCUUUCGUGGCGAUCAGAGCCGACAUGGACGCCCUCCCGAUACAGGAAGCGGUUGAAUGGGAGCACAAGAGCAAAGUUGCCGGGAAGAUGCACGCUUGCGGCCACGAUGCGCACGUGGCCAUGCUGUUGGGGGCGGCCAAGAUUUUGAAGAGUCGCGAACAUCACUUGAAGGGAACAGUGAUUCUGCUCUUUCAGCCGGCAGAGGAAGCCGGAAACGGCGCGAAACGGAUGAUCGGAGAUGGGGCGCUGGAAGAUGUUGAUGCCAUAUUUGCGAUACACGUGUCCCAUGAGCAUCCGACCGGAACAAUUGGGUCGAGGCCCGGCCCUUUGCUGGCGGGGUGCGGUUUUUUCAGAGCCAUAAUCAGGGGAAAACAGGGCAGCGAGAGAAAUCCUCACCGCUCUGCUGACCCUGUGCUGGCCGCCUCUGCCGCAGUGAUCAGCCUUCAGGGGAUCGUGUCUCGUGAGGCAAAUCCUCUUGAUUCUCAGGUUGUAUCGGUAACUUCCUUCAACGGUGGUGAGAACAUUGAUGGGAUUCCAGAAACAGUCAUCCUUGGAGGGACUUUCAGGGCUUUCUCCAAUGCAAGCAUUAGCCAACUUCUCAAGAGAAUAGAGCAGGUAAUUGUGGACCAAGCCAGAGUUUUCAGAUGCUCGGCAACGGUCGACUUCUUCGAGAAUGAAUACACAAUCUACCCUCCCACGGUGAACGACGAGCGGAUGUACGAGCACGUGAGGAAGGUGGCAGUGGACCUAGUGGGCGCGGAGAACUUCAGGGUGGUUCCGCCGAUGAUGGGCGCCGAGGACUUCUCCUUCUACUCGGAGGUUGUUCCGGCAGCCUUCUUCUACGUGGGAAUAAGGAACAAAACGCUGGGUUCGACGCACUCGGGGCAUUCCCCUCACUUCAUGAUCGAUGAAGAUGCUCUGCCUGUUGGUGCUGCAGCUCAUGCUGCCAUUGCUGAAAGAUAUCUCGACGAACACCAACGAUGAGAUUGAUGACGAACCAACAAACUAUUGGAAAAUUUAUACCCAAAGUCAAGGGGAAUGUACAUAAGGAAAAUAGCAUCACCGAAUAGGAACUAGCAAAGGCUGCAGAGAUUGUGACCUGUUGUCGAGCCGAGUAAUAGAUUGUUGGAGCUAGCUUGAUUGUUUACGAUUUGGGAAAUAUGAAACGGUCUCGAAACCCAAUAGUUCGGUAUCAUCAUAAACUAAAGAGCUUAAGAUAUAUGACGAGACAAUCGCAAACAUGCCCUUAACAAGUUGGGUCUUUUCGACGCUGAA